AUGUCUGAUCAGCAAGGCGAAGCUGAUUCACAUGUAAAUAGAAGGAAAAAAACGCCAAUUUCUGGAGUGUUUAGGAAUGCCUCAAAGUGGGACUAUUUUUCAAUAAACCAAGUGGAGAAAAAAGUCCUGGGAACAAUGAAAAACAGAAUAGUGUUUGCUGCUAUUUUACUUCCUUUAGCCCUAUUGACCUUUUUAGUAGAACGUAAAUUAGUAAAGCUUCCACACUUUGAAUAUUUCUCAAAUAAAUGUGAUCAGAAGAAAGUAGAAACUGAAUUGCAGAAAAACAUCAAUGAAGUCUUCCAAAAAAUAGACAGUAUUAUCCCAAAGAUCAGAUUUUCCCAUAUUGACCACACGACUAGUGCACAAAGGAGCAUUGCAACAAUAAAAAAUCCAAGAAACGUUUAUUGUGUUGGAGAUACUUUAAUAGUCCAAGUUGAUUCUUUUGAUUUCUUGGGCAACAGAAAAACAUUUGGUGGAGAUUUCUUAUUGGCAAGAAUAUACUCUCCGGAAAUCAAUGCAGGUGCAUCUGGAAGGGUUGAGGAUUUUGGAAAUGGGACUUACCAUAUACAUUUCAAGCUUUUUUGGGCAGGAGCAGUAAAUGUUUCCAUACUUCUAAUUCAUCCCAGUGAGGGGGUCUCAGCCCUAUGGAGAGCAAGAAAUAAAGGUUAUGGCUAUAUAGCCUAUACUGGUUAUUUUAGCUUUCAAGGAAAAGAAGCAAAAACAAAAUGUGGUUUUAACUUAAGCAAAACCGAAGAAUUAUGUGAGUAUUCUGACCCCAAAGAAGAGGAGUACUUUUACUGUAUCAAACCUGCAAACAUGCCUUGUGGAUCUCUGGCUAGCUUGGCAAGUAAUUAUGUUGACUCACACUCCUAUCUGAGUGAUCUGGAAAAACCUCUGUUUACACGCUCCAAUAUCUUGGUUCAAAUCCCAAACAGUUUUGAGAAGCUUUUCGUCUCCAGUUGUGGCAGUAUUAGUCAGCAACCACAGCAGAAAUGCAGAGCUGGGAUGGAAUAUCAGUUUCCUGGUGGAUAUUUUUAUCAAAACAUGUGGUAUCAUCUUUCGUGCAAUAUAUCACGUUAUCGUGGCAAAGAGAAUAUCAACAAAUGCCUUCAAGGCAGAAUUGUAUAUCUUAUAGGAGAUUCCACCAUACGCCAGUGGAUGAAUUACAUUACUAGCAAUAGCAACAGUUUAAAACCAUUUGACCUCCAUGGAAGUAACUGGGCAAAGACUCUUCUUUCAGUGGACACUGAACACAACAUUAAAAUAGAGUGGAGGAAACACGCCAACCCUUUUAUAACACUGGUUUUUCAUACUUUCAAAGAGGAAUUCACAAUCCCACAUCAAAUUGAUCAGAUUGGGGGUGAUAGUUAUACAGUGAUUGCAUUUACAAUUGGAGCGCACUUCCGAUCUUACCCUAUUGAACCUUUCAUCCGCAGAGUGAUCAAUAUUCGACGGGCCAUUGAAAAACUGCUCCUGCGAAGCCCUGACACCAAAGUCAUCAUUAAAACUGAGAAUAGCAGUGGAGUAACUAAGAAAGUAGAGGAAAUGUUCAGUGAUUUCCAUGGAUACAUUCAUUAUUUGAUAAUCAAUGACAUUUUCAAAGACCUCAAAGUUUCAUUUGUGGAUGCUUGGGACAUGACGAAUGCGUUUGCCAGUAAUAAUAUGCAUCCUCCAGUGGAGGUCAUAUCAAAUGAAAUUGACUUGUUUUUAAACUAUGUAUGUUAAAUUAAUCUGAAAACUA
This is a messenger RNA of Bombina bombina (fire-bellied toad), 1741 nucleotides long. Its product is annotated as NXPE family member 4-like. The transcript is spliced from 6 exons. The record is from RefSeq and is a predicted model, not a curated record. The coding region runs from base 1 to 1725 and encodes 574 amino acids. NCBI's taxonomy places the organism in Eukaryota, Metazoa, Chordata, Amphibia, Anura, Bombinatoridae.